CAAAUAAAUAAAAAGAAAGAAAGAAAGAAUGGAAGGAAGGAAGGAAUGAACAAAUGAACGAACCAGUUGUUGAGUUGUCUUGAAACCUUGAUGUCCAUUGAUUAUUUUUUACUCAAAAGUUGAAAAUUUGCCUAGAUCCAGUGAUGCGAACUGUGGCCUUGGGGAGCAGUGGGGUGUGAGUCCAUGAAAGGAAGAGCCCGGUGCCUUUAUGGAGAUCAAGGGAGCAGGGGGAUAACCUGAGGGGAUUUUAAGAGGGGAGUUAGAUCACCCCCUUCCUUCCACAGAAGUGGGGGGCCAAUGUUUCCUUUCCAGGAUUUAUCAAGUAACGUGGGGUCACAGGAAACCCAUGGGUGGACAGACAAGGAGAAGUCGCUAAAGCACUGGCAGGCCCCGGUCCCUUUCCCAGGGACAUCAAGCCUCUUCCCUCAGCAGCAUCCUCUCUGCAGCCCUCUGUCCCCUCCUUUAGAUUUAUGCCCCCAACUGCGGCCCUCCCCAGCUUCCGCAGCCCAGGUCUCCCUUCCCCUAUCCUCCAGGGGAGGAGAGUGGGAGUCACUUCUGGACCCCAGUCUUUCGUUUCCUGCUAACCUUUGCUGAGCACCUACUGUGUGCCAGGCAGGAAUUUCCUCAAUUACCCAGCGCUUCCUGCAACCGGGAACUCUCUAUGUCCCCACUGCUCUGAUGAUGUUCUCUGAGUAGAGACUGAACAGAGAAAGCAUUUGCAGAGAGUGGUGUUGUUUCCUGAGCUGAGGACAAAUGAGCUGGGAGCUGUCUUAUCAGGUGUCUUAGUUUUGUUCCCUCAGUUUCAGACCAAGGCCAUGGAGCCUUUAGGGGGAUCUGAUACUACAGAAUGACAUCAGUGUUCUUGGUGAAAACAGAAAGCGAGGUCAGAUGUUGGUGUGUCAUUCAUUCUGACCCAUGCAGUAGAUGCUAGAAAUGGUCUGGAGGAGCUCGAAGCCCCUCUCUGCUGACCAUACUAGUGAGCAGAGGUGUGGAUGGAGCCCAACCACCGGCCUGACCUGUCAGCCUCAGGUGCCUACUCAGCAGGGGGCAUUUUGAGCCCUAGGAAAAGAAGCCCUUCUCCGUGGUUCCCAUUCCCCACUGCAUGACCUGCUUUUCAUAGCUGUUGAGAGUCUGAACCCAGGGGAGCGCUGCCGUGAUCAUCCGUCAGCACAGAGGCCCAUGAAAGGGUGAGUCAGGCCAGGUCCUGUGUUGGAAUCGUUCCAAGUCAUCCUUUUCUAAAUCCAGAGACAACCCCUGGAUGUCACCUGUCUUCUCAAGGACUAGGAUACUCCUGGGACUGCUCAGCCCUUGAGCGACAUUGUCGGACUUCCCUUAGCCAAGAUUGCUCUAUUCACCUACCUGGGAGUCAGAGUUGGGACAUACCUCCCCAGCAGAGCGUGGGAGUUGUGCCUUGGGCUGGGUGUGCCGUGGGUAAGGUUUGCCUCCACCACUUCCCAUCUCUCUCCCACACAGGGUUUGGAUCUGCACCCCAGGGGUGUGCCCAUGAACUCUCGCUCCCACCAUCCUUUCUAUAGAAUGGCCAAGCUCUCUGGUCUUUCCUGAGGCAACAUGUAUGUUAUUUGAUUCUGAAGCUCACUAACCUUCAUGGAUAGUGGUGCAUAGAGAUGCUUCUUUGGCUCUUCACCUUGGGAAAUUUGUGGCUCUGCUUCUGUCAGAGCCUUUGGACCCGGAAGAUGUGGGUGGCUGGCCCCUAGUCCCUCAGGAUGAGCUGGUGGCCAGGGUCAUCUUGGGGAAUGAUGUCUCUAGAGGUUUAUUCCAAGAGCUGCCAUAGACCCCAACAUCCUUCUGUCCCUGCAUCUCAGGGUCCUAGGUGUGGCUCCUCUCUUUCAUCUCUUACUUCUUUUUCUUUAUCAGCUUCCCUCCUAACUUCGGUGAGUUCUUUGCUCAAUUUCCUGGACUCUGUCCCUACUCUCCACAUCCUGACCCUGAGAAUUCUCCAAGUCUCUGACUCUAGUCCUCUGCUUUUCCCAUAUGUCAUCCCUUCUCAGAGCUAAGAGUCAGGUCUUUCCUGCAUCUGCCCAGGGAUCUCAUGGCCUGUCUUCAUCAUCUGGCUGGACUUCAUCUCAACGAUGUUCAUAUCAUAACUGUCUCUUCUCCUGCCUCCCUUCCUUAUGCCCAAAACAUCCUCGACCCUGACUUCUCUUGCCACUUAUGGUUCUACCUGUUAUCAGCCCCAUACAUUAUUCUAAUGGGGUUCUCUAAAGGGAUUCUCCCCUUGAUUCCUGGUCUCCACUACCCUCUGUACAUCCGAUUAGCCACUGUGUCGGUUGACUUCAUAAUCCCUUCCUUCCACUGUCACACACCCCCGCCAGGCUUCUCAACUCACCAGAUCACCUAGUGUGUGCCUAGUCCUAGAGGUGGAAGGAAAUGCCCACUGGGGGCCCUGCCCUGGGGUAGUAGCUAUUGUGUCUUCUGUUCUUAACUUUGUGUAUUUGCCUGGUCACUGGUUGAGGAGAGCUGGGCCUGCCUGGAGUGCCGUGAGGUUCCUCGUUGGUAUCACCUCCUAAGGACCCAGGCCUGGAACUUCUCUUCUUUCCAGUUUUCAGAAAUAGCCUCCCUGUAGGCGGGCCCUGCUACCUCUGGCCUCAGGAUCUUGGAGGCACAUCUACUCUGGGAGUGAUGCUUUCUUUUUCUUCUUCUCUUAUCAUGGAGAUUCACCUAAGGGCAGAGAAUUCCAAAGAGCUAGUAACCUAAAACUCAUUUCUUUGGGGGUUUUGGGGGAGUGGGCAAAACCAAUUCUGUUUGUUUUACAUUAAUGAAUUUGUCUUAACUUUUUCCCCUGAAAAUAAAAAUCGAGUUUAUCAAUGUGUCUGGCCUCAUGACAAAUGAUUUCGGUCCCCGGGCCGGAGGUGGGGAUUUCCAGGGAGGCUCUCUGGGCGGAGUCCUCCUUUCUCACCCGCACUGCUCAGACCACCCAGGACGAGCCCCGUCUCAGCAUCGACCUCACCAGCAAGGUCUUUCCCAUCCCUGGCAGCUUCCCCCAUCAGGGCUGGGGGAGAGCAAGAGGCAGCCACCAGGACUGUCUGAGGUCACACAACUUCAGGUUGGACUUGAAUUUCUUGCAUCUAGGCUAAUUGGUGUGUUGAUGCAUCCACCUCUAGAAAUUAUAAAGUGGCUCACCCGGGAGCCCUGGGUCUGUUGCCAGUGGUAGAAGGGAGGAGAGCUCUUCUCAGUGGGUUCCAGCAGACUGCCAGCCGGGGCUCAGAGGACCAGCCUCUCCCACCGUCUCCUGAGCCCAGGCUUCUUGGCGGUCACCUUCCCCCUGCUCCAUGGCGGCUCUCACGGAUCUCUCCUUUAUGUACCGCUGGUUUAAGAACUGCAAUCUGGUGCGCAACCUUCCAGACAAGUACGUCUUCAUCACGGGCUGUGACUCGGGCUUCGGGAACCUGCUAGCCCGGCAGCUGGUUGAUCGGGGCAUGCGGGUGCUGGCUGCUUGCUUCACGGAGGAGGGAGCCCAGAAGCUUCGGCAGGAUACCUCUUACCGGCUGCAGACCAUCCUCUUGGAUGUCACCAAGACGGAGAGCAUACAGGCAGCGACCCAGUGGGUGAGAGACCAAGUGGGCGAGCAAGGCCUCUGGGCCCUGGUGAACAAUGCUGGUGUAGGCCUGCCCAGUGGACCCAAUGAAUGGCUGAUGAAGGAGGACUUCGUGAAGGUGAUCAACGUGAACCUGGUAGGACUGAUCGAAGUGACCCUCCAUAUGCUACCCCUGGUCAAAAAAGCUCGGGGCAGGAUCGUCAACAUGUCCAGCUCUGGAGGUCGUGUGGCUGUCAUUGGUGGCGGCUACUGUGUCUCCAAGUUUGGUGUCGAGGCCUUCUCUGACAGCAUCAGGCGUGAGCUCCACUACUUUGGGGUGAAAGUCAGCAUCAUUGAGCCCGGGAACUAUCGAACAUCCAUCCUGGGCAAGGAGGGCCUGGUGUCCCGCAUGCAAAGGCUUUGGGAGCGGCUGCCUCAGGAGACCCGGGAUAGCUAUGGGGAGGAGUACUUCCGCAACUAUACUGACAAGUUAAAAAACAUGAUGCAGCUGGCAGAGCCAAGGAUCAGUGAGGUCACCAACAGCAUGGAGCACGCCAUCAUUUCCCGGAGCCCCCGCAUCCGCUAUAACCCGGGCCUGGAUGCCAAACUCCUCUACAUCCCAUUAGCUAAGUUGCCCACCCCUGUGACAGAUUUCAUCCUGAGCCGGUACCUUCCAAAGCCAGCAGACAGUGUCUGAGCUGGGGAAGUCCAGGGGUGGUCAGUAGAGUGUGGAGGAGGGAAGAGGGUGGGAGAAGAGACUGUAGGGUCCAAAGAGGUGGUAUCAGACAUUCUGAGGGACGCUUUGCUUGGCUGACACUCACUGUCGGAGAAUUUAUGGAUAACUUCUAGCAGAAGACAAGUGCCUCUUCCCACUUACUGGGACUCUACAGAAACCCCAGGUGGCCUUUGCAGAUGCAAAGACCUAUAGCAUGGCCCCAAGAACAUCUGUGACUCAUUAGAGAUUCAGGUUUUUCUGGAUGUGAAAAUGUCAAGGGGAGGAAACCGAGCUCCUGCUGAAUCAUGAGCCUCUGUCAGUUAUCACCACCACUGGGAAAUACUGCAGGAUAAUCUAGCCCACAGAAGCAUCUCAACAACUUUCCUACUGAGUCUCUAAAUAUGUAUUAACCUCAUUCCCACAACCCAUUAUUUAUAAUAUGUAGUAGAGCAGACAGGGAGUGCAAGAUUAUAUCAAGUAAAAGUUUAUGACGUUUUCUUUCUAUAUAGAUCUCUCUGUUCAUAGGUGAUUGGGAUCCACAUAAAAUAACAUUCAUUUAUUUAAUCACCAUUGAUUAAUUUUUCAAGUAUUUAUUGAGUGCCUACAACAUACCAGGCACUAUGUAAGUGCUGGAAGGAUGUAAAGAGGAUUAAAUCAUGGUCUUGGGUUUUUUUAUUUUUUAUUUUGUGGUUCUGUUUUUUAACACAAUAUCUAGUAGCAGAGAUAGGACAAAGAGUGACAGAAGAAACAGAAAUCAGAAAAUCACAUUUUUAGCUACAAGGAACCCAGAGGCCAUCUAAUCCAGUAGUUCCCUGUACAUCAUAAUCGCCUGGUUAGUUAAAAAUACAGAUUCCUGGCCCCAAUGUUAGAUUAUCUGAUUCAGUAGCUUGGGACGGGGCCCAGGAAUCUGUGUUUGUAACAAGGUGAUGAUUCUGACGUCCUUGGGUUCAUGGGAACCACCGAUAUAGCUCCACAGUAGUACCGAAUGCUCAGAGGAGGAAGUGACCUAUCCAAGGCCUCCCAACGUGAUGGCCAAGACAAAACUCAGUGUUCAGAUUCCCAGAGUUAUAGUUAUAGAGAAUAUAUUUUUGACAUUAGUAACAUUGUCAAAUAAGUCAUGAAACUAAAUUAAAAAAAAAAAAAACAACCCACCAAACUUCUAAGUCAUGUGAAAUUCUAUUGAAAAGACUUUUUUGAUCUUGAGAGUGGUUAUGUAAUAAAAGUCAAAUGUGAAUUUUUAAAAUUAAAAUGUCUUUAUUGGUGUCUCUUCAACAUCCGACUGAACUUGAAAAUGACAAAAUGAAUGUUUAAUUACCUCUGCAGAGACCCCUUUUCCAAAUAAGGUCACAUUCACGGGUUCCAGGAAUUAUGGCUUUAGCAAUAAAGAAAGGACAGGAUUCAGUGUUUGAAUAAUGGCAUCGAUGAUGCAGAUUCCUUCUACUUUGCUCUGCCAUCCAGUUUUGGCUUUAUCCUACUUAUCUUUAUUGUUGUGGUGUGACUGCCAGUGGCACUGGGGACUCUGUGCUUUUCCAUUCACAAUUUACUGGGGAAGAAAGGGCCUGUCUUUUCAUGGCAUUAAAGAUUAAGGAAGUCUAUUUCCCAGAGCCUUCACCAAGACUCUCCUUGAGACACAAAUUUGUCCCCAGUUGGCUUAGGUUUGUCCAUCCCUGAACAAAUCAUGGACAAGGGGGUAAGUUGCUAUGAAUAGUUUAGAUUAAUUGGGACAUGGUGGGGAGUGAGUCAUAAUGCCUACUGCCCAGAAAAAUUCAAAAUUUAGACUCUGUUAUUAAGAGAGUUGAA
This is a messenger RNA of Lutra lutra (Eurasian river otter), 6050 nucleotides long. RefSeq names its product short chain dehydrogenase/reductase family 9C member 7 (gene SDR9C7). Bases 3291 to 4232 code for a protein of 313 amino acids. The record is from RefSeq and is a predicted model, not a curated record. The transcript has 4 exons. Lineage: Eukaryota; Metazoa; Chordata; Mammalia; Carnivora; Mustelidae. Gene Ontology annotation, molecular function: oxidoreductase activity.